GGUUUGGUUACAGCUCUGCUGCCAUCAACCGCUGUAGAAAACAAGCAAAAGAAUUGAAAACCGAAACAAUCCUCUACUCGCUUCUCUGUUAAUUCUUCUCUAAACAUGGUUUCUUUCUCUUUGUUCUAAUGCUCAUCAUCACGGAGAAAUCAUAGACAGCAUCAAUUGCCUCCCAAAUCCCACAUUUUCUGAUAAUUUCUUAAGAGUGAUGAGCUUUAGAACCCUGACAAAAUGGCUUCAUUGGUCCCGGGUGUUCUCCUAAAACUCCUACAACAUAUAAACACUGAUAUCAAAAUUGCCGGUGAGCACCGUUCAUCUCUCCUUCAAGUCAUCAGCAUUGUUCCCGCUCUCUCAGGUGGCGAGCUCUUCUCCAACAAAGGCUUCUAUCUCAAAGUCUCGGAUUCUUCUCAUGCUACUUACGUCUCUUUACCCAAUGAACAUAAUGACUUGAUUUCUAGUGACAAGAUCCAAUUAGGCCAAUACAUUCAUGUUGAACGCCUUGAAGAUGCCACCCCGGUUCCCAUUUUGAGGGGUGUGCGACCAAUCCCAGGGCGCCACCCAUGCAUUGGAAAUCCUGAGGAUCUCAUUGCCACGAGAUCUCUAGGUUUUCUUAAUAAUGAGAAACCUCCAAAUCGAAACUCUUUAGAAAAGGAGAAGCUUAAAUUGGGGAAAUUGGAUGUUUUGGGAAAAACUGAAGCCAGAAAGAAAAAGUUGACUCUAACCCAGUCGAGCUCUUUUAAUUCAAGACUAACAGUGAAAAAUACCGUGGAGAAGAAAGAAGCUAUUGGUUUGAGAACGAGAUCUAUGAACUCAAGGGUCUUGCCUUCAUCUCCACAGAGUUGUUAUUCUUUGCCUGCGACAUUUGAGAAAUUCUCCAGUGAAGUUAAGCAACAAGCGAAGGUUAGAUCGAUUGGUAAGGCUCCAGCUUCGUCAAGGCCAGGUUGUUUGGAGAGAGCAUCUCCGGUUUUGAAAUCAAGCUUAUCUGGAAGAAAUUCUUCAAGUGGGAUUUUAAAAGGGGAUUCACUUCGGGGCAUGGAUAUGGGGAGUAAGGCUUUGAGAAGGAGCUGGGGAGGUUGUGAACAGACAAAGGCAAAUAGCAAAAUUGGUUCAAGGGAAGGCAAGCUUGAGAAGAAAUCUGAGGUUCAAGCUACUUCAGUCCCUCGUAAAAAACCGCAGACAAGUGAAAAGCGAUUACCAAAAGAGGAAAACAAGAUUCAGAACCUCCCAAGGAAAGGGAGUGUAGCUGCAGCUGUCGAAGAUCGUGAUAAGCUAAGAACACAUCGGUCUCCUAUUGUGAAGAAGACAGCAGAAGCCACACAUAGUUUGAAUCCUGGAAACUUAGUAAAGAUUGUUUCCAGUAGCAGCAGAAGAUUGACAGAUGGUAGUGUUUCUUGGGCAUCACUUCCAUCUCCUCUAGCAGAACUGGGAAAGGAAGUUAUGAAGUAUAGGGAUGCGGCACGACAAGCUGCUAUAGAGGCAAUUCAGGAAGCAUCUGCUGCAGAGAACUUGGUUCAGUGUUUAAGCAUGUAUGCGGAGCUGAGUUCAUCUUCAACCGAGGACAACCCUCAGCCCACAGUUGAGCAAUUCCUCAACUUCCACAGCACUCUAAAGCGAGCCACUCUCGUCUCCAAGUAUCUCCAGUCUCCGGAAACUUCCAUCCCCUAUGAAGAAUCACUCAAGCUCUCAUCCAACAAGAGAAAGAACGCCACUUCAUGGGUCAACACUGCCCUAUCCACCAAUCUAUCCCCCUUUUGCCUCUACACUCACAAAAGCCCCUCCCCUUCUACUCUCACCGUUGUCCUAAAUAACAAACCCAAAUCUACAUCACCAAAACCCGUGUCAAAUGCACAUGCCAAGAUCCGGCCAUCGCCGGUGAUGUCAUCAACACCACCUCGUGAGUGGGACCGCGAAGGUGGGGCCAAGGAGGAAGCUGAGCUGGUGAGGACAUUGAAGGAGGAAUCGGGUAGAUGGUUCUUGAAGUUUGUGGAGAGGUUCUUGGAUGCUGAUGUGGACAUGACCGGAAAGGCGGAGAGGGAGAGGGUGGCGGGGAUGAUGUCGCAGAUCAAAAAUGUGAAUGAUUGGUUGGAGGAAUUCGCCACGGAAGAAGGCGAUGGAGGUGUCCGAGGCGUGCCUGAGGAGACUAUUGGUAGGAUGAGGAGGAAGAUUUAUGAGUAUCUUUUGAAUCAUGUGGAGUCAGCAGCGGUUGCGUUAGGGAAUGGUAGCAGAGAUCGCCAGGCUCGGAGGUGACGAACUGAUGAACGUGUAGAUAAAGAGGUAUGGUUGAUUUAUCGAAGAUGUGAGGGUGAAAUUGAUGUUUUCAUUUACAGCAAAAUGUGUCCUGAUUCAUAGAUUUCACAGCAUGACAAACACAAAUAUAGUUGUAUCUUCUCAUUAGGGUUAAUUGUGGAGAGUCCCCCUGUAGUACCACUGUUCGAACUUACCGUGCCUCUAGUUUCAUUGGUGUAGCUAGACCCCUCAGGUUAAAUUUUUUUUGACUCAUUUACCGUCGGUUAAAUUUUGCCUGAUAUUAUUGCCCACGGGCAAAAUUUGGGUGUACUGUCCAAGCGCAAAAGAGUCAAAAAAAAUUUAACCAGUGGGCCUACUUGGAACAGCGAAACCCGGGGUUGGUAAGUUUAAAACGGCAACACUGCAGGAGGGUCUGGUUGCAAUUAACGGUUUUCAUCAUCAUAGUAGAAAUUGGCCAAACAAAAAAAAAAGAGAGAAAAAAAUCAUAGGCUUGGAUUGAUGAUUUGAGUCCAGAAGAGGGGAGAGGUGCACAUUAUGGUGCAUUCUAACAGGUAAUCUGUGUAAAGUUUGUGUACAUAGCUGCAGUUUUCUAUUCUUUUCUCCGGAUGUACUAUCAUUACCGUGAUAUUUGUUGCACGUACAGCAAUAAAUACGGUGGGCUUGGUGUUGCUGAAAUUCCAUCACUUGUCGUUUGCUGCCAAAAUGUGUUUUGCAGAUAACUCUUUUUAAUGUGCCGGAUCAUGGAACUUUCUUUUGAGAUUUCUUUAGUCCUCCUUAAGAUUACAUUACUUCAUU
Asparagus officinalis (garden asparagus) is the source of this 3042-nucleotide messenger RNA. RefSeq lists its product as uncharacterized. The record is from RefSeq and is a predicted model, not a curated record. The transcript is spliced from 5 exons. NCBI's taxonomy places the organism in Eukaryota, Viridiplantae, Streptophyta, Magnoliopsida, Asparagales, Asparagaceae. Bases 232 to 2247 code for a protein of 671 amino acids.